AAUUGUUUUUAGAUGAACUUUUUUUUUUAUAAAAGGCAAAAAGUUAUUCUUUCCUUCCUUCUGUAACUGAAAAUGAAAAUGACAAAAGAAAUAAUAGAAAAGAAAAAACAAAGACCAAAGACUUGUCUGGCCAUCAUCAAACAAAAGUCUUCUUAAAUCUUUCCUGCAUCAUCUUCUUCUUCUUAAAACCAAAGAAACAUAAUCUCUGAAGAUCCCCCAUUGAACCAAUGGGUUGUUGCGGCAGUAAAAGCCUACCAGCAUCUGAUCUCGUCACUGAACGAGAGCCUGCAGGGACCAUACUAGGGAAGCCAUUAGUAGAGUUCAAAAAGCUUUACAAACUUCGUGAAGAACUAGGCAAAGGUGGGUUUGCCACAACCUACAUGUGCCAAGAGAUCUCCACAGGCCGUAGUUUCGCCUGCAAAUCCAUCCCCAAGAGGAACCUCACCAGCCAAGAAGCCGUGAAGACAGAGAUUGAGAUAAUGGAAAACCUUUCAGGAGUAUCCAACAUCGUGCAGUUUCAUGCUUCUUACGAGGACAAGAACUUCGUACACAUCGUGAUGGAGCUUUGUCGUGGUGGUGAGUUAUUCGACAGGAUCCAUGCUUUGGUCAAGUCUCAUAGAUAUUACACUGAGAAAGAUGCUGCUGUGAUCUUUAAGUCGAUUGUGAACGCUGUCCAGAUUUGUCAUUCGAUGAAUGUGAUUCACAGGGAUGUUAAGCCAGAGAACUUCUUAUUCUCUAGUGAUGAUGAAGAGAGUUCUAAGCUCAAGGCUAUCGACUUUGGUUGUUCUGUUUACAUCAAAGAAGGAGUAGAAUUGAAGGAGAAAGUAGGCAGUCUUUACUACAUUGCUCCUGAAGUGUUGAGAGAGGAAAGCUAUGGUAAAGAGAUUGACAUUUGGAGUGCAGGUGUUAUAUUGUAUAUAUUACUCAGUGGCAGCCCUCCAUUUGGAAAUGAUGAUGAGAUUAAGAAAGGAAUAAUUGAUUUUGAUAGCCAACCUUGGCCUUGUAUAUCUGUGGGUGCAAAAGACCUUAUCAAGAGGAUGCUCAACAAAAACCAAAAGGAACGAAUCUCUGCUGAAAAUGUUCUUGAACAUCCUUGGAUCUUGAGUGAAGCUCCUGAUAAGCCUAUUGAUGGCGUUGUUUUGUCCCGUUUGAAGCAAUUCCGAGCUAUGAACAAGCUUAAGAAGCUAGCUCUCAAGGUUAUAGCAGAGGGUCUAUCAGAAGAGGAAAUCAGAAGUCUUAAAACCAUGUUUGAGAGUAUGGAUACCGACAAAAGCGGGUCAAUCACUUAUGAAGAACUCAAAACUGGACUGAACAGACUUGGCUCUAAACUCCCUGAAGCUGAAGUUAAGCAACUCAUGGAAGCUGCUGAUGUGGAUGGUAAUGGAACAAUAGACUACAUCGAGUUUAUCUCAGCGACAAUGCAGAGACACAGAUUGGAACGAGAUGAACAUUUGCACAAAGCAUUCCUACACUUUGAUAAAGACAACAGCGGAUACAUAACCAAGGAUGAAUUGGAGAUAGCCAUGAAGGAGCAUGGCAUGGGAGAUGAAGCUUGUGCCAAAGAAAUAAUAUCAGAAAUCGAUAAAAAUAAUGACGGAAAAAUAGACUAUGAGGAGUUUUGUGCUAUGAUGAGAAGUGUCAACUUGCAGGGGCAACUUAUUCAUCACUGAAUAAGUUCUUGUUUCACUCGAAAGCGGUUUUGUUAAACCGGAGAAGAAGAGUUAAACCAGGGAAACCGAUGUGAGAGAUAGAGUUGAUCUUGAAACUUGUGUUAUACAUAUGUCUUCUUGUAACCAAUUCAUUCUUAAAACAACCUGAGAUUGGUAGCGAUUAUUAGACUAUUGAUUUGAGGCAA
Messenger RNA from Brassica rapa (field mustard), 1855 nucleotides. RefSeq names its product calcium-dependent protein kinase 22. NCBI's taxonomy places the organism in Eukaryota, Viridiplantae, Streptophyta, Magnoliopsida, Brassicales, Brassicaceae. Gene Ontology annotation, molecular function: ATP binding; calcium ion binding; protein kinase activity. The record is from RefSeq and is a predicted model, not a curated record. Gene Ontology annotation, biological process: protein phosphorylation.